CUACAAUCUACAAUCCACGCAACCGGGCAUUGACGCGAUAAAUUAUAAACUAUAAUAGUAUAAUAAUAAUUUUAUAUAUAAAGACUCUCUAUAGAGACUGUGUUUUUAAAUAUUGUAUGUCGUGACUUGCCCGGGUGGAAGCGUAAAGUCUGAUAUAAAAUCUUUUUUUUCAGUAUUAUUAAAUAAUAUUCUCUAUUAAUUCAAAGUUGUCCAUUUGAGGUUCUACAAUUGUCCUUCCGUAUAUUGUAACGCAUUAACGAUCGACUGCAAUAUGAUUUAAUAUUUUAUUAUAAUUUAUAUUACAUAUUAUAUAAUAUUAUAAUAUAUAUCAUCUACGCCGUACACGUACCACACACCACAUCGCAUUCGCUGCAUCGACGAAUCAUGAACCGUUUCUAUCACUAUGCAGUUGUGUUCUUCGUGAUCGCGUGCAACGUUAUGCACGGAAUUCAGAUUAACCUGGACGAAUACCACUUUGAAUCUUGGAAUGACGUACUAACCUACCCCAGUGAAUCGUACCACAUCGAAUAUAUUAAUAGCAACGACUUGUAUGGUUGGAGAAGGAAACGGGGAUUUUUCUCCUCGUUUAAAAUUCCUGCCGUGAUGCCGUACACCGACAAAAAUGAUGAGAAAACAGCCACCGAGAAUACAAUCAUCACUUCGGACGCCGACGUCACAACCACCGUCAACUCCGAGAUGACUGCGACUGCGGCGAAUAUCGAGGCAGCCUACAGGAGCUUCACGGACGCGACCCAAUCGUCUAAAGAGACGCACAUUGUGUGUAUCGGGCCGGACGUGGAGAAAAGCUUGAUGGAGGCCGGACAGUACUUGCCACUGGUUUAUAAGUUGACUAAGUACAUCAUACCUGACUUAUCGUUGUAUGACGUGGUCACAUUGUCCUUGAACGUGGCGUCAUUAACCACGCAAGGGGCCAAGGACUAUGCGAACACCGAAGUCACCGGAGCUCAGACCAAACCCGAUAUUGGUGCUACGAUUGGUCAAUAUGCGACUGGUAUUUACGACAAGUUGAAAGAUGCUUUUAAAACACAUCUUGGACACGUUACGAAUUAUUUCUCGGACAGAGAAAAAACAAAUUCAUUGGAAGAAACGCAUAGUAUUUUCGAUAACGUGAAAAGUAAAAUGAAUAUUUUUGGCGGUUUUAUGAACAGCGUUGACUCACCGCAAACUGAAAACAAAGAAAACCAAAUUGAAACAAUAGUAACACAAACGUAUAUGGAAGGUUCUCAACCCCCCAUAACCAACACGAUUGUAACGAAAAAAUAUGAAAGUGGUGAUGAAUCGAUCCACCAACCAACAAAUGGCGAAGCAAAUAAUGUCAUAUUCAACACUAAACUAUUAGAGAAUGGAAAACAAAAAGUUGGUAAAAUAAUAACUGAGAUGGAAAAUGAAUUCAAUCGCAAUGAAAACUCAGCGAAUGACUCUGAUGUUGAAGCUUACGAUGACGAUAAUGAUGAUGAAACCAUGAACGAUGAUGAUGAUGAUGGAACCAUGAACGAUGAUGAUGAUGAUGGAACCAUGAACGAUGAUGAUGAUGAAACCAUGAACGAUGAUUAUGGAACCAUGAACGAUGAUGAUGGAGACAUGAUCGAUGACGAUAAAAACAAUAAUAUUCAAAUAAAAGAAGAAGAUUUUAACAAAGUUAUGCAAGAAUCCAUGGUUUUACAGCCUGAAUUUAUAAAUACACUUGAUGGCAAGGAGUUGCUGAACCGUAUUGAUGAAUUGCAAAAAUCAUUAUCAAAUCCGAACCCUAACAAUAGAAAAACAUUUAAAGCUUUGACAGAGGAAUUAGACAUUGAUGAACACUAUUCCGAAGAUCAUGUAAAUGAACUAAUCGACGUUCUCGAUAAAACUACGAACUAUUUCAUAGUUAAGGCUAUUCAAAAAAAUGUAUCAUUAAUGACGCCACCCACACCACCAACACCACCUACACCACCUACACUACCUAUGGAUUAGCAGAAAUAAAAUUGAUAGUCGUUUUAUAGUUUAAUUAAUACAGAAUAAAUAAUAUAAAACUCUUAUAUUCAAAUUAUUAUUUGUAUUUGAUCUAGUUUUCAUUUAAAUAUAAACUACAAGGAUUAUGUAAAUUUAUUUUAAUAUAUUACUCGUAUAUUCAAUCACA
Metopolophium dirhodum (rose-grain aphid) is the source of this 2140-nucleotide messenger RNA. RefSeq names its product protein PFC0760c-like. The record is from RefSeq and is a predicted model, not a curated record. Bases 385 to 1974 code for a protein of 529 amino acids. Lineage: Eukaryota; Metazoa; Arthropoda; Insecta; Hemiptera; Aphididae. The transcript has 4 exons.